This is a messenger RNA of Teleopsis dalmanni, 2527 nucleotides long. Its product is annotated as ZZ-type zinc finger-containing protein 3-like. The coding region runs from base 88 to 1083 and encodes 331 amino acids. The transcript is spliced from 4 exons. Lineage: Eukaryota; Metazoa; Arthropoda; Insecta; Diptera; Diopsidae. The record is from RefSeq and is a predicted model, not a curated record.
CAGCAUGUUGAGCAGCGAAAACCAAAUAUUUAGAAUUAAAUAGUUAAAAGGAUAUAAUAUUUAUAAUUUAAACAGGAAGAAGUGAAAAUGAGUAGUGAGGAGGAAGAAGAUAAUGUGUUCUAUUUUGAGAGUGACCAUAUAGCUUUGCGCGGCAAUGAAGAUUAUUCGAAUUUAUUAAAAACCAUUGUUGCACUUGAGGCAGCACAAGUGCGGGUGCAUAAUGAUAUAGAGGAGUUAAUGGCAGCAAAACAUUAUUAUUUGAAUAACCCAAAUGAACUCUUAGAAAAAUUGCGAAACAAUGAACCAAUUGUCAAAUGCACUGAUGUGAAAAUUCCAGAGAUACCGAAACUCAAAGGCAAAUAUAGAUUGUUUAAUCCCGAAAUUAAAGUUGAGAAUGAGGAGCCACAAACAGGUGUACCACCUGCAGUGCGUGGCAGAAUGUUUGAUGAAAGCAAACCGCGCUCAUUCAAUCAAUUGUGGACAUGUGAGGAGCAGCGUCGUUUGGAACAGCUUUUAAUUGAAUAUCCUGCCGAACCAAUUGAACAGAAACGUUUCGCUAAAAUUGCUAGAGCUCUGGGCAAUCGCACACCACAACAAGUUGCUAGUCGCGUGCAAAAGUACUUUUUAAAAUUGCAUAAUGCUGGGAUGCCGGUACCAGGUCGUAUACCAAAAGCACGCCGCUUACAAAGUGCAAAACAUAAAAUGUUUCAGAAGCCAACAACUUUCUUUCCAAAAUUAAACGUGCCUGUAAAUAUGCCAGAGGAUGAUUAUUCGCUAACGCAAUUGUCGGUUAAUGAUGGUAGUGCACAACAACCAAGUUGUACAAUCACUAAACCGGUAGAUGAGAAGCAACGCAUUUUGAGUAUGCUGAAGAUUAUACGGGAUGAGAAGCAAGCAAUGGAGGAUGUAAAACCAGAUUUGUUUUGUCCUAAAUGCGAAGUUUGUUUAACUGAACCACAAUCGAAAACUCGCUGGCGGUGCAAUACUUGCUUCACGUAUUUAAAUCAAUGCACAGAUUGUUUGACCAAUCAACUGCUUUCAAAUCAAUUCGAGCACAUACAGCAUGACGUCAUAAAUGAAUAGCAGAAUAAGUGAUAGUCACUAAGUGUACAUACUCACUAUAGUUAUAGUGUAGUUAUGAAAGAUGAUUGUGUUUGACGCUUAGACGGGACUUAAUAUAAACAACUUGGGUUGUUCUUGAUAUUUAAGGCCAAGUUAUAUAGACAGUCAUGCUCACAUCUAAUGUGAAAUUGUUGUUGUAAUAAUGUUGUUGUAGUUGACAAUUGUAAUUUGUCUCUCUCUAUGCUAUGCCUUUUGGUCAGGACCAAAAAGGUAAAAAUUACUGUGACCAUUCGUGAUAUGACUGUCUGUAUAACAUAAAUGUAAUUAAAUAUUUUUAUAUAUUGUAUGAGAUGAAAAGUUCUAUGUCGAAUAGAAAAAGAGGUGAUAGGUUAGAGAUUUUCAAAUUCAUUUGAAAUUCUAUUAGAUUUUUAUAGUAAAUUAUAUAUAAUUUCUAUUUUUAACUAUAGUUCAACUAAAUAAUUAGAAUAACCACAGAGCUGUUUGGCCCAUGCCAAACUGGAGUAAUUUUUUAAAGAUUAAUUUUGAAGCAUUAAUUAUUGAUUUCUGCUAUACUCAAUGAAUUCUGUAGAUUGAAAAUUUGUAUAUAGGAAAUUUACUUGAUUGUGUGCAUGUAGAAUAGCAGAAGAAAGGUUUUAAAAAGCGAUUUAGCAUUUAUUUUUUUAUUCACAAGAAAUCACAAAAGUGUCCUACUUUCCCUAUUUACUGUUAAGUUCUGGCAUUAAGAUUAAAAUGUCACUGUAAAUAUCAAAAACACUAAAAAUGAUAGAAGAAAAAUAUUGCGUGUCUUGUGAUUUCAUCACCUUUUCAACAGCAUCAAAGCAUGAGUAAAAUUCUAAUGCACUAAAUACAGCAAACUGUCAAAAAACUACUUAUAAAACUAAUUUCAAUCCUCAACAUUUCGGAUAAUAGUAAUGCUCAUCACUCAAGAGUAAAGAUAUUUAUCGAAAAGGAUCAUUUCUUCCUCAGAUCAAGUAUUUGCCAAAAAUUCUGCGAACCUCUACAAACCCCAUACGAAGAACCCUUCACUGUGUUUAAACGUUUCAAUAAGUAUUUUGGUGUUAAUAUCAAGGGAAUAAAGACCAACAUCCCGGUUGACUGUCUUAAAGUAGCCUUCAAUGAGCAUAGCGUUAAAGAGCAAGGAGUUAGGUCUUCAGCUGUCGUCAAAUCCACUGACAAUCAAGAUCGUAAGGAAUACAUUUCUCGUUAUGUUCGCAAAGAACUUUUCCGUCUUCCUAAAGUGGAAGACGGAAACAUUUGUAAUUAUAAUUAAAUGAUGCAGGUAUAUAGGGUUUAGGAAAUAACCAUUUUUAAUCAAGAGAAUUUAUGUAUAUAAACAUUGUUAUUGGUAUAUAAAAUUAGAAUAAGAUAUAUAAUAAGAAAUUAAUAAAAUCAGUCUUAAGUUAGUCUUAAAUAAUAGUCUUAAAUAAAUAGCCUUAACUAAAUU